CUCUGCCGGGGGCAGGGAUGUGGCCGUGCGCGGCGCCGCUCCGCUCCCCCGCUGGCCCCGGCUGCGGCUCCCGGGCGCCCGCAGCUGCCCUCGGCUGUGCGGGGCAGCGGUGAUGGCAGAGGAGCGCCUGGCCGUGCGGAGGAAGAGCCGCCUCGGCGCUGCCCGCAAGCGGAGCCGCGCUAUGGUGCCGCCUGAUGCUGGCUGCUCGCCUAUGGCUCGCAAGAGACCGAGCACCGGUGGCGAGGAGCCCCCGGCGGAGCUCCCGUGCAGCAACGACAGCGAAGAGGAUAUGUUUGGUGACUACGAUGGCUUGUGUGGAGACAGCUCUUUGCUAGCUCAGGUGGAUGAUCUAGAGCACAAGUGCCUGCAGGAUAAGAACAUGGGGUUUAAAACAGCUGGAGAAAUCCUCCUUCAGUCAGCCACUCAGCAGAAAGAUCAUUCCUGGACUCCAGAAAAUGUGGCUGUGCUUAAAGCUGGCAAAGAGGAUGCUCUGCAGAUGGCUGAGGAUCCCCUGCUGGCUGGGGGUCAGGAGGCCACUGAAGCUGGCUUAGAUGAGUUGCCAUCAUCACAGCUUUUAUACUUUGAGAAGAUCAGAGAGCUUCCUUCUGCCUCUAGAACACCUCCAUGCUCAGAAAGCAGGAAUGAAUGUGGGAGUUCUUCCUUGGACAAAAUCAGGACUUCAUCAUCAUCUUCUCGUCAGGAUGCUGAAGACAGGAGCAAACCUCCUGACUUUUCCUCAGCCCCCAAGUGUGGUCCAGUUAAAACUGAGAGCCUUAAAGCCCACCUGAAGAGUGCCAUGACUGGAAAUGCCAAAGCCCAGAUACUGCAGGUCUCCAAGACCAAGCAGCUUCAAGAAGCUGUUUUGUCUGAAGAGAUUUGUGUGGCUAGGAAAGCCAUGGACUCUUCCUCUGUUGACAGAGGACCUUUUUAUGGCUUACCCAGCAGAGUUAAAGAGCUCUUCAGCCAGCUUCGAGGGAUCCAAACACUUUAUGCCUGGCAGCAUGACUGCUUGACCUUAGAAUCCCUGCAGCAAAGAAAGAAUCUCAUCUACUCACUGCCAACCAGCGGUGGGAAGACGCUGGUAGCUGAGCUCCUCCUUCUCCAGGAGUUACUCUGCAGGCAGAAGGAUGUGCUGAUGAUCCUGCCCUAUGUUGCCAUCGUGCAAGAAAAGGUUAGGGGUUUGUCAAGUUUUGGGCUAGAACUGGAUUUCCUGGUUGAAGAAUAUGCAGGAAGCAAAGGAAGAUUCCCACCCCUGAAGAGGAGAAGGAGAAGAUCUCUUUAUAUAGCUACAAUAGAGAAAGGCCACGCUUUGGUCAACUCCUUGAUUGAAACAGAGAGAAUGGAUGAGCUGGGGCUGGUGGUGGUGGAUGAGCUGCACAUGCUGGGGGAAGGCAGCCGUGGAGCGACGCUGGAAAUGGCUCUGGCCAAGAUUCUCUACACCAGCAAGGACACCCAAAUCAUUGGCAUGAGUGCAACCCUGAACAACGUUGGAGACCUGCAGAGGUUCCUGCGGGCAGACUGCUACAGCAGCGACUUCAGACCGGUGGAGUUAAAAGAAUACGUGAAGGUUCGAGACGCCAUCUACAGGGUGGACAGCAAGGCAGAAGGAGGCUUCACUUUUGCACGGCUCCUCAGCUUCAAGUAUUCCAGUAGCCUGGAGAAAGCAGAUCCUGACCACAUCCUUGCACUGGUGACUGAAGUGAUUCCCAAAUAUUCCUGCCUCAUCUUCUGCCCCACUAAAAAGAACUGUGAGAACGUGGCUGUGAUGGUCAGCAAGUACCUCAAGAAAGAAUUUAGAGCUCACAGGGAGAAGGAGAAGCAGGAGCUGCUGCAGAGCCUGAAGGCCAUUGGCAGUGGGAGUGUGUGCCCUGUGCUGAAGCAAACCAUCCCCCUUGGCAUUGCCUACCACCACAGUGGGCUGACAAACGAUGAGAGGAAGAGCAUCGAGGAGGCCUACUCUGCAGGGGUCCUCUGCCUGCUUGCUUGCACAGCCACUUUAGCUGCUGGAGUCAACCUGCCAGCAAGAAGGGUUAUCCUCAGAGCUCCCUAUGUUGGGAAUGACUUCCUGAAGAAGACUCAGUACAAACAGAUGAUUGGCAGAGCAGGUCGGGCUGGCAUUGACAGUGCUGGAGAAAGCAUCCUCAUCGUGCAAGAGAAGGACAAGCACCUGGUGCAAGAUUUAGUUUCCAGUCCUUUGGAGAACUGCUACAGCAAUCUUCUGCUGGAGCUGACCAAGGGGAUGCAGAGCCUGUUGUUGUCUUUGGUGGGACUGAAGAUAGCAGUGACCCAGGAGGAAAUCAACCACUUCAUGUGUGGGACGUUGCUGGGUGUGCAGCAGCAGCAGCUGCUGCCUAAGGAGAAGAGCCUUGAAGAGGUAACCAAAGAUGGGCUGGCAAAUCUGAUAGAGAAAGGACUCCUGCAGGAAAGAAGAGCUGAGAAGGAUCACAAGUGUCAGGGCACCCUCAGCAUCACACUGCUGGGCAGAGCUGCAUUCAAAGGCUCCAUAGACCUGGCAUACUGCAGUCAGCUGUACAGAGAGCUGAGGAGAGGCUUGGAGGGGCUGCUGCUGGAGAGCAGCCUCCAUCUCCUCUACCUGGCAACUCCUUAUGAUAUGGUAUCCAGCUGCAGCCCCAACUGGAUGAUCUACUUGAGACAGUUCAGCCAGUUAAGUGCAGCAGAGCAGAAGCUGCUGGACACCCUGGGACUGCCUGAAAGCUUUAUUAUCAAAAAGGCCUCUGGUCAAGCCAUCAGAAAGAGCGUGGACACUGCUGUGGUGAACAGACUCUACCUGACCUUUGUCCUUUACAGCCUGCUGAAGGACACCAACGUCUGGAGCGUGGCAGAGAAGUUCAGCAUGUCCCGAGGCCAUGUGCAGAACCUGCUCAGCUCUGCUGCCUCCUUUGCCUCUUGUGUCCUGCAUUUCUGUGAGGAGCUGGAUGAAUUCUGGGUGUACAAAGCUCUGCUGGCAGAGCUCACCAAGCAGCUGACCUACUGCGUGCAGGCAGAGCUCAUCCCCCUAAUGGAGGUGGCAGGGGUUCAGGAGGCACGAGCAAAGCAGCUCUAUAAAGCAGGGUACAAGAGCCUGGCACACUUGGCUAACGCAGAGCCAGAAGCCCUGGUGAGGACGAUUGGGCACCUGUCGCGACGGCAGGCCAGGCAGAUGGUCUCCUCUGCAAAGAUGCUGCUGAGUGAAAAAGCUGAGGCUUUACAGGAAGAAGUUGAGGAACUCCUGAAGGUACCUACAGAUAUCCCAGGGAGCUGUCAGGCUGAAGAAAACUCCUGAACCCAGACCUGGGGAUGUGUUUUAGAUGUGUAGCUUUGCUGUGUGGAGCUGCUGUGCUUGGAAUAAACAUUUCUUGUCUUUUGUAUGCCUCA
Messenger RNA from Pogoniulus pusillus (Red-fronted tinkerbird), 3375 nucleotides. RefSeq names its product helicase, POLQ like (gene HELQ). Lineage: Eukaryota; Metazoa; Chordata; Aves; Piciformes; Lybiidae. The record is from RefSeq and is a predicted model, not a curated record. Gene Ontology annotation, molecular function: nucleic acid binding; ATP binding. The transcript has 18 exons. Bases 113 to 3283 code for a protein of 1056 amino acids.